Messenger RNA from Xyrichtys novacula (pearly razorfish), 8055 nucleotides. The record is from the annotation of a GenBank genome assembly. Lineage: Eukaryota; Metazoa; Chordata; Actinopteri; Labriformes; Labridae.
AAUUAGAGCGGAGCAGUAAUUACUAAUUCAUUACAUUGCAAAGGGGAGUGACGCAGUUAUUGUAGAUCUAUAGCUACUCCAUGCUUUUUUAGAUGACCUGAAGUAACUCUUUUUAUUCAACAUUUUGGGCGUAAAACUGAACUUAAACCGAAAGGGAGGAGAGGGGAAUCUCGCUGCGUUUUUAGAGGCUGUAUGUCGAACAUCUGCGCCUCUUGAAUUUGGAUGCCAUUCCGGUUGGAGGUUGCGGUAGACCCCGAGGACUAGAUGCGAUAACCAGGACGAGAUAUGCCGCAGCCGAAAUCACGAAAAAUCGCCAUCCUCGGGUACAGAUCCGUAGGUGAGUUCUCAACGAGGAGGCUGUGGAGUCUGAAUCCUAUCUUAAUGGUGUGUGAUGCGACGCGGUGGCUCCGUUUGAGCGGCCUUUCUGUCCAGUGCAAAUCCAUCAUAGGAGCGGUUUACGCCUCCUAUAAUAGACUUAAAUUAUAGGGAGUAGGAUCUGUCACGCAGCAUCUCAUCGCGUGAGAAUGAGCGCCACCAGGUGAGCACCAGGCCUUUCCCCAAAACAAUAUGUUCAAGAUGGAUAUCUUUAACACUAAAGAGGGAAAAACUGAUCACCCUCCCCAUCAUUGACCCUCACCCUGGCGGCGUUAGUUUGUGCCAUGCUGUGUGCGCGCAGGCCCGGAGCAGGACCACCGGAUUUGACGCAUUACUGUGCAGAUUUUUUGAUCGUAUUUGUAACCGGAGCAGAGCAGUCUGAACAGGGGAUGCUGUGGAUGGCAAGAUGGCACACACAGAUAACACGGCUGGAGGCCUGGAUCACAUACCAGCACCAGCAAAAAGGCUCGGAUAUAUUCACAUCAUAACCAAAACAUGAAUGCAUCCCCGUUUUAUUUUGCAGAUUUUCCAUCAAUAAAUAAAUGCAUGGUGAAGUCUAAUGUGUUAUUUUGCGUCAUGUAAAUGUAAGAAGCAGCUUUCAGAUCUCUUCAUUUAUCCUCAAGCUACAAUUUAUGAUCCAUGCAUAUAAAUAUAUGUUAAUAUAUUUAAAUAUAAAUUAAAUAUAUAAAGAAAGGUUUGAAUUCUUUUCUUUUUUUUGUUUUAUUUUGAUUUUAGUAGUGUGAACUUCCUUUUAAGUGGGAUGCUUUCUUCUUAUUAGUGCUACCUAAUUCAUGAAAUUAAAGCUCUUUUGAGGAAAUUUUGAAACAUAUGCAAUUGACCGAAAUUAGUACGAACAUCGUAUAAUGAAAUCGAAAAGCAUAACAGUGGCAUGGCUGAUACCAGAGCAAGACGGUAGGUGAAGAAAAAGUCUACUUUUUCCAAUUUCCACAUAAAAUGUUCAUUGAUUUUUGAGCCAUUCCGACUCCGGUAACUUUUUAAGAACUUUACUAUAAAUUUUUCAUAGGGCUAUUUUCAACCAGUAUAUAAAUAUCAAUUUUUGUUGUCUAUAAAAAAGUACAAGGGCUAACAUUGGAUAUUUAAGUUGACCCACCGUACACAGUACAAUUAGUUUGCUGCUUCAAUGUUAGCAGAAGACAGAAGUAAGUUAUUGUUUCACUUAUCUGAUUCUGGCUGGUUAGCGGAAGACUGGCGCAGUGCAUCAAAGACGGGGCACUCAGGUAUUUCUCCUCCAUGAAUCCUGAGGUGUUUAAUCAUGUUGGUGGUUCACCCUCCUUUGCGUGAUAAAACUGUGUUGCUGAUGUUGCACUGAGAUAAGAGUUCAUUCUUCCUGCUAAAGUUAGCCAAACUCUUGACCGCAGCCGCUGUGGGUUGCAAUGCUCUCUCUCUCUCUCUCUCUCUCUCUCGCUCUCUCUGUCUCUCUUCCGUCUCUCUUCUGUCUCUGUGUGGCUUCGUCCUCGUUGGUGUUCGGCGGACUCCAGCAUCCAAACUUUGGAAUUGAAAUUUUAGAAUUUGAACGAUUCCAGGAGAAUCGAAAUGUUAGUCCCGGUCCCCAUCGAUGCCCAACCCUAAUAAUAAAUUAUGCAUGAUUAUCAGAGGGUGCUGUUUGAGCAUGUGCAAAGACUGCUUUGUCCACAGGGGGCGCCAAAAUUAACGCAAACCAAAAGUUCACAGGAGCUUUAACAAAGUUUUAAUGAAACAUUUUCAGGAUGUACCUGACCAAACACAGAAACCAACACCAUGAGCUCAGUUGUGAACAAAUAAUAGUAUCACUAUCUACAACAAACACAAUGAACUGGUGAGUGAGUGUUUUUCCAACAUGUGACGACUUUGUGUUUACAGUAUCCAUCUGUGUUUUUCAGGAAAGUCCUCCUUGACGAUCCAGUUUGUGGAGGGACAGUUUGUUGACUCCUAUGACCCAACAAUAGAAAACAGUAAGUUUGGAGGUCUUUUGUUUUGUUUGUGGUACACAGGCUCUCAUCCAGAAAAAUAUUGAAAGACUCUAAUCCUGCAGGGUCCCUGUGCAAACGUAGGUCAAACAAAAGUCAAUAAUAUCAAUUAUGGUAUUAACAGAGGUGGGUUACAGGCAGGGUGGAUAACCGUUGUUAUGGAGAACCCUGACAGGUUCCUCAACAUCAUUAUGCAUGACUAGUUUUAGACUAUAUAGAGGCACACUUAAUAUACUUAUAAAAAACACUAACAGUGUAUAUAUGAUGACCUAUAGUCCGCUCUGUCUGAGGUCAAGUUAUAAUGUAUUUAAAAAGCUCUCAAACACAAUCUAUGUUCUGUCCCUACUGAAUAGGGUUUUCUGUUGCCAUGGAGAUGUUUGGUUAGCAGUUAUCAUAUGACUCAAGUAUGGAUUCAUAAUAAUGAUAAUAAUCUUAUUGUACAUAGUACUUUCAAAGAAAGAAACAUGGAUGAACCAGCAAUGACCCUCAACCAUUCAAGUCCACAUUAGUUAUGAAGAACUUAUGAUAGCUGGACAGUCUGUAGUUUGUUGUGCAGAUAACCCUCUCUAAAAGUGUCAUUAUAUCUCAUGUAGUUCAGUUUUUCUUUGUUUCUUUUUAAAAUCUUAUCAAACUCCCUUUUUUUGACUUUUCAUUAUUCAUAAAACCUGAAUUCAGGGAUGCUGAACACAACUUUUAGCCCCAGUACAGACACUUAUACCUGCACUUUGGGUUUCAGUCGACUUCAUGGACUGAUCUGGUACCUGUGAUUCAGUAAUAAGCUUUAAACACUCCUAAAACCUUAUUCCUUACCUUAUAAAGUCCUAAACUAUGAUUGGUUAGUGGCUGGACUUGUGUUGCCAGUUAAAAACUUAAACAAACCUCUAAACUGCUAAAGCAAGAGUUCUCCAAUCCAACUUGAUUUGUUGAACACUUUAAAACAUCCACAGAGGACCAAAGUGCUGUACAGGGUAAUAAAAGUAUCAGAAAUAAAGACGUAACAUCUUACAUAAAACAUAAAAUUACAUCUAAAAAUAGAUAAAAUAAUGGAAAAAGCAUUUAACAUGGGUAAAAUAAUAGCCGUGCAAGCCAACGGAACAAAGGCCAAGGAGAAGAGGUUGGUUUGUUAUACCAACAUCAGUGUAGCAUCGCUCAUCCCUGCAGGACUACUGCAUGAAGAUUGGUCUCUCCCCAAUGUCAUUUUAUUAAUAGAAGAUUAAUAAUAAACCGAGCGGAUUCCCAGCGGGCUGUACUGUUCCCUCUCUGGAAAAAAAAAAAAAAAGUUUCCAGUCACCAAACCAGCUGAUUCGAUCAGUUUUCACACUAAAAAAACUACCAAUAAAAAAACUCCUAAUGUCUUGAAUUAUCCGUAGCAGACUGAGCUGGUGAUAUAAGUUUGCACAUCACAAGUUCAGGGAGGAAAUCUCUGACAGUUCUGCUCUGAGAGAGAACAUACAGUAAUUCAGCAGCCUCCUAAACACACACAAUCCCAGACACUCGGGAGAUUUGACUCUAAACCUCCCCUGUAGGCUGUUUUUCCCGACAUGUUCACUCACAUACCACCCUGCGUCUCUCCACUGUGUGGUCUGUAUCUAUAAAUACUGUCUGGAUGGUUAACAUAUAGUGAAGUGUCAGCGUUAUCAGCGUGGAGCUGCAGGCAGAGCGAUGCCUCGGUUCUGCUGUAGAUAAUAUGACCCAUCUCCCGGCUGAUAUUGACAUUUCUGUGCUGAAUGAACUCAGUGGCACUGAAAGGGAUCUAUAACGGGCUGUGUCUUAUGUGUCUUGAGAUUUGCAGACUGAAGAUGUAGUAUAGUAAUGAGGAUGCAGUUGGCUGUAUAGUACAGUAUAUGGAGAUGUACUAGAGUGCUGGUGUAUCUCACUUUUCGUGCGUUUUAAAGUGAAAUGGUAAAUCUCUUGAAAUCUUCUCCUUCUUCUCCUGCAGCAUUCACUAAAAUGAUCACAAUAAACGGACAGGAGUACCAUCUUCAGCUGGUAGACACAGCAGGACAGGUAUGACUCACUCUGUUCCUGUCGUCUGCCAGUCUGCCUCUGAUUUUUAUGUUAAUUCCUCUUCAUACGAUUGUGUUUUUUCCCACUAGUUUGCUGUUAAUUCUGCUUCAUUAAUUAGUCAGAAUGACAUUUAAUUCCUUCUGUUCCAGCUUUGCAUAUUAAUCAACUCCAAAUUUCUGCCUCUGCAGGAUGAGUACUCCAUCUUCCCACAGACCUACUCCAUAGAUAUCAACGGUUACAUCCUGGUCUAUUCAGUCACGUCUAAUAAAAGGUGAUUUCCCCUUCUUAUGGAGCUGACUGUGUUUUAAUUAAGCACCGUAAAAAAGUCGAGCCGCAGUGAGUUCAUGAGUGACGAAGAACAAACUUUCCCCUUGUGUCUUCCAGCUUUGAAGUUGUACAAGUUAUCCAUGAAAAAUUAUUGGACAUGGUGGGAAAAGUUCAGUGAGUGCAUCUUUCUCCUCGUCUUUCAUUUUCUCCUUCCUGUCUUGAACCACGGCUCUCUAAAAUGGAUGUAAUACAUCAUGACAAUCUGACAGUGUGCUGUACUCUUUCCCCUCCACGCAGAGUACCAAUUAUGCUAGUCGGGAACAAGAACGACCUACAUAUGGAGCGGUAUGUCCAAACACACGCGUCCACUAAAGACAGUUAGGUACACACAUGAGGCGCAGCAACCCAAGUCAGAAUGUCAGUAUGUUUUAUUGGAAGAAAUCCAUAACCAAACAUGCAGCCUGACCCGUGACAAACACAAACUAACACUGGUGAGAUUUUAAUAUCUUCCUCACAGAUCACCAAACAAAAAGAAAAAGGCUUUUUUUCUAUGUACUCGAAAGUGUUUAUCCGAGCAGUUUCUUUGGAAGCUGACACCGCAGCCUUUUCUGUAAAAUAUUCAUGUGUUUGAUUCUGACUGACUGACCGGCCUUCUGUCUGCAUGUGUGUUUGUGUUUGUUUGUUUGUUUGUUUGCAUGUGAUUUCUUCUUUUUGUUUCGUAGAGUAAUUAGUUGCGAAGAAGGAAAAGCAUUAGCUGAAUCCUGGAACGCUGCCUUCAUGGAGUCCUCAGCUAAAGAGAACCAGGUAAGAGCCCCGUUGGUAGGAGUAAAAGCCCAGAGAGCGUCAUGUUUGAUGCUGUUCUGCUGGCCUGAUUUUGAAAGUCUAAACGUUGGUCAGAUGUUGGUCUCACAAAGUCAUUUAAAGUCCAAAUCUGCCAAGGUGGACUCCCUUUAAUUUGUAAAAGAUAUCAAAAUUGGAGACCACAAACAGACAAUUUUUAAUCCCGAAUGCGCCCUCCUCCAUCUGUUUGAAAGCGUGGAAGCCUGCAGCACACUGAUGUUUGUAUGACGAGUCUGAACUUCACGAGCAUCUGCUGAGGACACUACUAACAGCUGACUGAACAGAUUACAGCGCUUUCAAAGAGACAGGAGGAGUGGGCCGCUGCACAUGCUCUGAAAUACUUCUAUGAAACGAAUCAGAUCAGCUGAAUGGAAACUGAAGCGGCAGCUGUGAACAUCAUAUUACACUAGACCAACACCCCAUAGAGUAAAAUAAGGUAUUAUUAACAGUCUAGGGGCGGGGCAAAAACCAAUACGGCAAUAUAUCGACGUCCUGUGUGUGAUCAUAUUCCUACAUGCCAGUUAUUGCAGAAUCAUGUAGCGCUGUGUUUUCAUUGUGUUGUAACAUAUUUAGCUUCUUUACCUUAAUAUAUUGAGUUGUUGGGUUUUGCACUAAUCUAAUAUCAGAUUAUAUUACGUUGAAUUGUUUCAUAGAGGAUGGCGUUGUAGUGUUUGUAAGGUGCUGUCAUAUUGGAUUGUAUCAAGUCAUGAUGAGGCUUAUCCUGCUGUAGCGUAACAUAAACAGCUUUGUUUUGUAUUGAGAGACACACUGUUGUGUAGUCAGGUGUGUUGAUGAACUUCGUGGACUAAAGGCUGUUUUUUUUUUAAACCUCUGUUCCUCAAAGUUGGCUACUUUUUGAAAAUGCUGAGAUGUUUAAAUGUGUAUCCUCCCCUUUUUUGACUUUAUUCAGGCUCAGUUUUUUGUCAUUUGAAGACACCCUCAGUAUAUGUAUCAAUUUUUUACAAGCUUCUAGGGCUGUGCGAUAAAUCGGUUAAUCAGCAUUAAUGGUUUUGUAUGAUUUACAAAAAUGAAAAUCAAGAUUUUUUGAAUAACUUCCUCUGCCUCUCCCCCCUCGUUCAUUUCCUGCAGAGAGGAACACUCAUAAUAAUGUCAUGGCCGCCACAGAGUGAAGAGUUUAUUUCCCAAACAGACUCGAACAAACCACAGUGUUCAGAGUCAUGUCUUUGUCAGUCGUAGUUUUUAUUUUAGGAGGAAAAGAAAAAUCGAUAAAAAUCUUCAAUCACGUUUAUAUCAUUAAAAAUCUGAUUUGAUUUUUAGUAAUAUCGCCCAGCCCUAACUACUCUUUUUACAUUAUAAUCUGGUUCACAUAGAGGAUUUACACAAUAUUCACCUCAGGAGUUUAUAAAGAGAAAAACAUCUGAUAUGUCGGUUUUUACCUCGUUCUAAGUUUGAAAAGAAUUCACGCAGCUCACUUCAGGGAAGAGUUUAAGCUUGAUUAACCGGAUGUACAAGAAAACAGAAACAGGAGGAACAGGAAUGAAGUCUCCGAGCCCUCUUUUUGUCUUCUAGUGGAGGUUUCGUUUUCAGAUCGUCUGCUGAAAAUCAGGUUUGCAAACAUGGCUGUUUCGACUGCCUUUAAGAAACAGACACUUCUGUCGUGCCUAAAGUCAGGGAGGCUCCACGCUGGAUGUAGAGCGUGCUGCUAGGAAAUUCACAGCAGUGUGACUCAAACAUGUGACAGUGUUUCUGUGUGUUUCUGUGUGUGUGUGUUUCUCUUAGACGGCUGUGGAGGUAUUCCGGAGGAUGAUCCUGGAGGCAGAGAAGAUGGACGGCGGCGUGCAGCCAGGAAAAACCUCCUGCUCCAUGAUGUAGAGCCGCCCAAUCAACACACAGGACACUGCACUGGGAAAUCCCGUUACUUGAAGGCUAGCUGCCAGUUCUCCUCCACCUCAGCUGACUCCACCCCUCCAGGGUCCUAAAUAUCCAAUACUGUCUAUUUAUGGCUCUGACUCCACUGUUAUUUAUCAGUAUUCCCUUUUGUCAUCCUCGUUUUUCUUUUUUGUGUUUGAUAAAAAAAAAAGAAGAAGAAGAAGAAGGAUGAGUGGUGGUUCCUGUGUCUUACAUUUCCCCCACAAUCCACCUCUCCUCCUCCAUCUCUGUGCUCGGCACUGAUGCAAAACACAGAACAUCAUUCGGGUGUAUCAGAAAAAAUGUUUUUCCUGUGCUCGGUAAUGACUACGGCGGUAACCAAGGCCGGAGCUAGUAGCGGCUUGAUGCAUCUUAGCUUCUCAUUAUGCAGCUCCCAUAUAUAGGCUACAAGCCCCUUUGCUGUUCCAAUAACAAGAGAUAAGAGAAAUGUCAUGUCUGCCAUGCACACGCUCUGAGAACGGAUAGAUAAAUACGGACGUUUCUUCUGAUACAUCAUCAGCCGUUAGGUCUCGCCAAUAUAUACAGCUCUUUUUCUACUUCAUUUCCACGCAGUGCCCACUUCUCCUCUCUGUCCCCUCGGUUUGUUUUCUUAGCGGUUACUGUCAGCCAAAAAAACAAACAAAAAAAAAUCUGCAUCCAUUUUCUAAUGUUGAAAAUGUUGUACAAAUGUUUUUGAUUGUAAUCAUUAAAGCAAAAAGUGGUUAUGUAA